UUCUCGGACGAGUUGGGAGACGACCCCCCUCAUGCGCCCCACGCUCACGCCAAGCACGUGCUCGACGAUGACAACGCCCAUACCGCUUGCCUUAUCGAGCUGGUGAACUCUCAGGUGGUCCUGAAGGGGUGCGAGACGCGCGGCUACGUGCUGCUGUGCGCCGCGCGUGCCGAGGUGCGGCAGCGCGUGAGGCGCAGCCCCGCCGCCGUGGCCUGGAGCGGCGCGCUCUCCGCCAUGCAGUACUACGCCACCGUCAGCGCCGCGGACCGGGACCAGUUGCUAGAGAACAUCCAGUGGGUGUCGGUGGAGGAGAUCUCGGAGCGGUGGGCGGGCGCGGAGAUCAGCACGCUGCCGGACGUGCCGCGGCUGGUGGGCAGCGGGCACUCCGCGGGCGGCGUCAUCGGACGGACCGUCGGGCCCGGCGCGGACACUGGACUCGCGCAGUUACAAAGGAUAGUGUCCCGCUGCGCGUGCGAGUUCUACUACCUGUCGCAUGAAGAGGCGGAGCGCGCGCCGGCGGGGGAGGGGUGGGGCGCGCAGCAGCAGCCCUACGACUCCUUCACGCUCAUGCACCACGACCUCGACGUAUGCACCAACUCGCUGCAGUACGCGAUGCUCCUGGACGUGGUGAACAACGUGGUGCUGCACGUGGAGCCGGAGCGGCGGCGCACGCUGGAGAGGCGCGCGCGCAUGCGCUUCCAGCUGCAGCUGCACCGCGACCGCGACCCCAGGCAGCUCAUACACAAGCUGCAGACGCAGGUCCGCGAGUCAUUAGCCAGACUGCGUCGCCUCGAGAAGGAGUAUUAUUUGAAGAAUCGCUCCAUCACAGGCGACGAUCCCAUCGCUGUCGAGGAAUUGAAGAGUCUCGAUGAUCAGGUGAACGAGUGCAAGGAGGUGGUGUGGUCGCUGGGCGAGGAGCUGGACGCGAUGGUGCGCGCGUGGCGCGAGGCGGGCGGGCGCGCGGAGGGGGAGGGCGGCGCGGGCGCGGGCGCGGGGGGCGCGCCGCACCGGUACAACGAGAUCUGCUUCAAGUCCGCCAGGUGGCGCCUCACCGACGCCGACGGGCAGCUCGGCAUCGCAGACCUGCUGCUCUCCAACUUUCUGUAUACUAAAACGUCCAGAUCAGAUGACUCGGUGGAGCACCAGUUGGAACUUGGAUAUGUGCGUGUUACCAAUUUGUUGCCGAACGAACCGUUCCCUGAGGUGCUGGCCCCGCAGGCCGCGUCGGGGCGCGCGCCGCUGGCCCGCCGCGCGGCGCUGCGCGUGUUCUGCCGCGACCGCCCGCCCGUCGGCGGCAUCGCCGUCAAGGAACACUUCGAGGUCAACAUCGUGCCCAUUAGGAUAGGUUUGACCAAGAAGUUCUUCAACACGAUGCUGAAGUUCUGUUUCCCGGAGCGGGACCCCGACACCAUGGAGGAGGGCGAGGAGGACAGCGAGGGCGCACGCCCCUCCACCUCCACCGCCAGCCUCGUCUCCGCCGGCUCGAAGAAGACUAAGAAGAAGACCAAAGACUCCAACUCCAACUUCUAUGUCAAGAGAGAUAAGAAAGACAAAGACGACGUCGAAAAAAUGAAGGAACGUGCGGAAAAGAACAAACUGUUCAUCUACAUAAAGAUCCCCGAGGUCCCUGUGAGGGUGUCGUACAAGGGCAGCAAGGAGAAGAACCUGGAGGACGUGAGAGACCUGCCGCUGGUGCUGCCCACGCUCGAGUAUCACAACUUCACCUGGACCUGGCUCGAUCUGCUGCUGGCCAUCAAGAGCGACACGCGCAGGGUGAUUCUGUCACAAGCGAUCAGGCAAAAGUUGCAGCUGCACAGGCGCGCGGCCGCCGCCCCUGAACCGCUAGAGGAAGACAAGGCACGACUACUGUUGGGCGAGAGGACCGUGACAGAAAACAAACCUCAGAAAAAGAGCACGCCGAGCGUCUUCAAAUUCUCCAAAUCUUAG
Diatraea saccharalis (sugarcane borer) is the source of this 1947-nucleotide messenger RNA. Lineage: Eukaryota; Metazoa; Arthropoda; Insecta; Lepidoptera; Crambidae. The record is from the annotation of a GenBank genome assembly.